GCCCGCCGUGAGACAACCUCGUGAGCUCACCCAUGUACUAAGAGGGCACCAUCCAUCUCCUUCCCUCCGGACCUCCUCGCCUCGCCAUGCCGCUCGUCUCGCUCCGGGCAAAGCUCAACACGCUUCUGGCCGUCAUGCACGCCUCGGGCACGCUGGACGAGCAGUUCAAGCAGCUGCGGGCGAUGGAGGAGGACGGCAGCGCGCCCCCGGGCUUCGUCGCCGACGCCGUCACCCUCUUCAUCCGCGACGCCGACAGGAUCCUCACCGACCUCGCCGGCCUCAUGAAGCAGCGCGUGGUGGACGUCGACAAGGCGGACGCCCUGGUGCGUCAGCUCAAGGGGAGCUGCAUCAGCAUUGGUGCUAAGAAACUGGGCGUCUCCUGCACAUACUUCCGUCGGUUCUAUAAGGAAAAACCCAAAGGAUGCCUCUUUGUGCUGACUCUUUUGAGGAAUGAGUUCUAUGAUGUGCGCAACAAGUUCCAGACCAUGAUGCAUCUGGAGCAGCAAAUCGAGGCCUACAGUCCUAAGUAAAGUGGCAAUAACUGAAGCAACAGCCUAGGUGGAGUGACCCCUGGCAUGAUGGGGUGUAUGCAUCUUUGAAGAUUGUAGACAAUGUUCAAUGGUUGUUUGCUUUGGAGGUCCUUGGCGGACUUCUUGUCAUAUGUUAAUGUAUGUCUCAACUCUAUACCUGUUUAUGUCCAAUUAAUGGGCCGCUGUUGGAAGGCCGCUCUAUGUAAAUUCUACCUGAUUGGCUAGUUGGUUGCUGGUGACUUGGUUUUGUUUUA
Messenger RNA from Aegilops tauschii subsp. strangulata, 784 nucleotides. RefSeq names its product histidine-containing phosphotransfer protein 2-like. NCBI's taxonomy places the organism in Eukaryota, Viridiplantae, Streptophyta, Magnoliopsida, Poales, Poaceae. Gene Ontology annotation, cellular component: nucleus; cytoplasm. The record is from RefSeq and is a predicted model, not a curated record. Gene Ontology annotation, biological process: phosphorelay signal transduction system; cytokinin-activated signaling pathway; phosphorylation. Gene Ontology annotation, molecular function: protein histidine kinase binding; histidine phosphotransfer kinase activity.